Molecule: messenger RNA, 2553 nt
Organism: Exophiala aquamarina CBS 119918
Lineage: Eukaryota; Fungi; Ascomycota; Eurotiomycetes; Chaetothyriales; Herpotrichiellaceae
Exons: 1
Coding region: 1-2553 (850 amino acids)
Biological process (GO): positive regulation of transcription by RNA polymerase II
Cellular component (GO): nucleus
Molecular function (GO): transcription cis-regulatory region binding; zinc ion binding; DNA-binding transcription factor activity, RNA polymerase II-specific
Source: RefSeq, a predicted model, not a curated record
AUGUCAGCGCUUGAGGUUGGCACCCGACCUCCACUCGCAUCUGCUCAACCAGACGGCAAUGGACCUCGAAAGAGAAGGAAGCGGGCACCGGCUGCUGGCGCGGCCACUGAUUGUUUCACCUGCACCACUCGCAACGUCAAGUGCGAUCGAAGGCGCCCUUAUUGUUCCCAAUGUCUCGACGCCGGGAAGGACUGUUCGGGAUACAAGACUCAGUUGACCUGGGGAAAUGGUGUUGCCAGCCGGGGCAAGCUAAGAGGUCUCUCGCUGCCUGUAGCGGGCACUGCGCAGGUCGCCACACCACCGUCGCCACCAAACAAUAAGCGAAGACAAUCGCAAUUACAGCCUGAACAACCGCCGCAGCGUCCAAGGGUCUCUAUAUCGUCACAAGACGCCUCAAACAUUUCCCCUGCUUUCUUGCUCGGCCCUGGUUCAGUAGAAGGCAAUGUUGGGAUCAAACUUGAACAUCCUAUGGUUUCUCCCGGCCUGGCGGCUCCGUAUUCAAGCGCUUCAUGGGCCCCAACUAUUGCGACAGCACCUGGUGGCCCUGACGUGAUGGAGACGGAGGAGAUUCUUGCAUAUCCAACGGCAAUACCAAUCCCGCUAGCAUCGCCACUAGAACCCUAUCAUUUUUCUCAGCCACUCGAUCCGCACACUGCGUUUGCCACGAGUGAUCACAUGUCACCUGUGUCAUAUUCUGGAUGCACGGAAGGUUCUGCAUAUUUUGGACGUGUGACAAGCCAUGGUUCAAGAGGCGUACCAACUUCUGCUUCUUCAUAUGCCGCCUCCCCCCAAUAUUCGGCAUCAUACAACAACGUAUUCCCUACGCAAGCACAGUACCCCGUCUUCAGUGGACCGCCUGAAUCAUACGGGCAACCAGCUCCAUACCGGCUAUGUUUUCAAUCUCAAACACUACAUCCAGGGGUAAAUCAAAGAGAAGAUGUUCCAACAGAGGAGGAUGUAGAAGAGAUGCCCCGUCAUGGCCAAGGCUUUGAAGAGUCCUGUGCGAUUGUGGAGGAUGAUUCUUCAGUGGUCUUACAACCGCUGUCGAGAGUAUAUCGCCUUUCAUUAUCCCCUCUUGCUGGAAUGGGAUCCAUCGGUACUACACCAAGAAUGCAAUAUUUAAUCAAUUACUAUGCUGAAGUUAUCUCGCCUGUCAUCGUGGCCUUUGAUGGGCCAUCCAACCCCUUCAGAACUAAAAUCCUUGAGCUCGCCGUGAGGAGUGAGACUUUACAACACGCUAUAUCUGCAUUGUCGGCAAGCAAUCUCAGACAACGACGAGAAACUGGCGCAUUAUCUACUGGCAAGACCGACCCAGCGAGACGCUCUUCUAUGGCACAUUUGUCCUUGACGAAAGAGUCUUGGCACAGCGCUGGUUUAUUGACACCACAAGAACAGGCUCGAGAGGAGUCAUUGCACAAAGGCAUGGCUAUCACGUCAUUGAACAAGCAAUUGGCAAAUCCGGUACAUCGGAAGGAUGACUCAAUCCUGGCAACCCUUUUGAUGUUGUGUCUGUUUCAUAUUUGCGAUACCGGCAUUGCAAAAUUCCAGACACAGUUCGCAGGUGUGAAGAAACUUCUUGGCCUUCGCAAGGACGAUCUUCGAUUGAACACGAAGGAUACUAAUUGGAUCGCCAGACUUUUCACAUGGUUUGAUGCCAUGACAGCAACGGUCAACGAUCGUGAGGGCCAACUGCAGGGUUCCUACCUUGAUAUGUCAGCCUUUUCAGACGAAGAAUGGGCAUUGGAAAACCUUGCAGGCUGUGACGGGCAGCUGUUCAAGAUAAUUGCUCAGCUCGGUCGGCUGAACGUGCUGAGUCAAGGGAAAGGAGUUACAGAAUACCCAACUGUUAUCUGCCGACCUCUUCCACCCAUGCCACCAGCGGUUUUGCUCAAUCCCGAUUUCAGUAACUUCGAUGGAAAUGGAUGGAGGCAAAUUAUCGAGGACGAGAGUUUGUUUACUGCGGAACCCAAAACCUCGUCCAGCAGCGAGCCGGAACAGCAGACACAGUUUUGGCGCGAGUGGCGUGAAAUCCGACGUGCGCUGCAAAUGUGGCAGCUUGACACUUCACUGUUUGAUGCAACCAGCCUCGCCGCACCAUAUCUCACCGCUGACCAAAGAUUGGAUCUGGCAAAUAUAUCUGAAUCAUUCAGAUAUUCUGCGUUACUCUAUACAGAGCGGCUGGCCAACCCGAAGGUGCCUAGCACAGACGGGCGCAUCAGGUCAUGGGUUCACCAGUGUCUGAGAUACAUCAAGGCUGUCAAGAGUGAUGUCUACCUCCUCUGGCCUCUCUUCAUCACGGGAAGUGAGUGUGUUGAUGAAGCGGAUCGCAGCGUGAUCCGUGAAAGGUGUCUUGAUAUCCAAAAGGACAGUGGAUUCCUGAACAAUCAAAGUUGCUUGGAAUUGCUAGAGAAGGUUUGGAGGCGGUAUGAUGAGGAUCAUCCCACAAGCCCUCAAGAGGAUGGACGAUAUCAAACCCGAGAAGAGGAAAGCGGAUUCCGGUUCACGACCAUUAUGAAACUUGAAAAUAAUGAGGGCGAAUAUAUUGUUGUUUGA